AUGACGACCCGCAAGAGGAAGCAAGACGCUGAGGAGGAGGAAGAGCUCCAGGCUCUUCCAAGCGACCAAAGCGAAGAGGAAGAAGAAUACGAGUCUACUGAAGGCGAAGGCGAGGACGAGGACUACGAGGAAGAGGAAGAGGAAGAAGAAGAGGAGGAGGACGAGGGGGCCGAGGAAGAAGAGGAAGAAGAGGAAGAAGCCAGCAACGGCCCUGCUCCUAAGAAGCGAAAGACUACCCACGACGAGGACGAAGAAGAAGAGGAGGAGGAGGAGGAGGAGGAAGAAGAGGACGGAGAGAACGGUCUUCCUGAGGAAGAAGGAGAAGAAGAGGAGGAAGAGGAGCCGGAAGAGGAAGGAGAUGAAGAAGAAGAAGAGCCUGAGGACACCGCCAAGACAUCAGCCCCUGCGGCUGCUGCCGCCAAAGCCAAGGGGAAAGUUGUCCCCAAGGAAGAUGGCGCUGAGGUUGAAGGCGAGGAGGAAGAGUGA
Molecule: messenger RNA, 486 nt
Organism: Rasamsonia emersonii CBS 393.64
Lineage: Eukaryota; Fungi; Ascomycota; Eurotiomycetes; Eurotiales; Trichocomaceae
Exons: 3
Coding region: 1-486 (161 amino acids)
Source: RefSeq, a predicted model, not a curated record